CCCCCAGUAAGCAAAGUUGGUCAGUGUGUGGCUGUGACGUGAAGUGGACUGGUCGACGACUCGGAUACUUGAACACUUUCUACUGCUACAUGCAUAGUGAACAUUUCUGUUGCUUUACCUUAUCACAUUCAUAAGUGUACGGAAACCACGACCGUGUAAAUUCUCGUUUAGUGAACGACGUGGUUCUCGGUUAAGUAUUGCAAUGGAUUCUCCCACGGCCAGCGUGUUUAGCUUACCUGAGCUCAGAGAUGUAUUUCCUGGGUGCACCAAUUAUGAGGAACUGUACAAUUUCAGCAUCAACGAGACGGACGUGUUUUGGGGCACGCUUGCCCGCUUGCGCCUGCGUUGGAGCCGUAAUUUCGAACGUGUCUCGGAUUGCGAUAUGGAGACGGGCUUAUUUCGAUGGUUCAUUGGCGGCCAAUUGAAUGUUUCAGUCAAUUGUGUCGAUCGACACAAGGAAAAGGAUGCCAGCCGUGUGGCGCUUAUUUGGGAAAAGGACGAGCCGGGCCAGGAGGAACGCGUCACCUACGGUGAGUUGUACACGAUGAUGAACCAAGUGGCCAAUGUCCUUAAAUCCCGUGGCGUGGUCAAGGGUGACCGCGUAGCAAUCUACAUGCCAGCCUGUCCACUCGCCGUUGCCUCCAUGUUAGCCUGUGCUCGCAUUGGUGCCAUCCACUCGGUCGUUUUCGCCGGAUUCAGUGCGGAAGCGUUGGCGAGUCGCAUCAUUGAUGCUGAAGCCAAAGUAGUUAUUACUGCUGACCAAGGAGUCCGUGGUGGCAAACUGAUUGAGUUGAAGAAGACUGUCGUAGCGGCUGUGGCCAAUUGCCCGAGCGUCACAGCUAUCUUGGUGGGCAAGAGGACGGGUAAUCCCGUCAUUUCAUCUCCUCUUGACGUCGAUCUCGACGAGGCCAUGAUAAAAGAGAGCGGCGAGUGUGAACCUGCCGUACUUGACAGUGAAGAUUUGCUUUUCAUGCUAUACACGUCUGGCAGCACAGGGAAUCCUAAAGGAGUCGCACAUACACAAGCUGGCUACCUCCUUUAUGCCUCAUUGACUCAUGAAUUAGUAUUCGACUGUAACGAAGGUGACAUCUUUGGCUGCGUGGCGGACAUUGGAUGGAUUACGGGCCAUUCCUAUGUCGUGUAUGGGCCUUUAGCUAACGGGGUCACCACCGUUUUAUUCGAGAGCACACCAACCUACCCCGAUCCAGGUCGAUACUGGGAAACUGUUCAACGAUUAAAAAUCAAUCAAUUUUACACCGCACCGACGGCUAUUCGACUGCUGAUCAAGCAUGGCAAUGAACACGUAGAAAAGCAUGAUCUUAGCUCACUGCGAACUCUCGGCUCAGUGGGUGAACCGAUCAACGUAGAAGCUUGGCACUGGUACAACAAGGUAGUAGGCAAGGAGAAAUGCGUCGUAGUGGAUACAUGGUGGCAAACGGAGACUGGCGGAAUUUGUAUAAGCCCGAGACCUUCAGGUCCUGGCGCUGAAAUUCGUCCUGGCAUGCCCAUGCGACCAAUGUAUGGAAUUUCACCUGCUAUUCUCAGCGAAAAAGGCGAGGAACUGCAAGGUAAUGACGUUACGGGGGCCUUGUGUUUGAAAAAACCAUGGCCAGGCAUGGCCCGGACCAUCUACGGCACGCACGGCCGCUUCCUGGAUACAUACUAUAGGCCUUUUCGUGGAUUCUAUUUCACCGGUGACGGUGCCAUCCGACACAGCGACGGUUACUACCAAAUAACAGGCCGGAUGGAUGAUGUCAUCAAUGUUAGCGGCCAUCGACUCGGCACUGCAGAAGUGGAAAACGCUCUGGGCCAACAUCCGUCUGUAGCAGAGUCUGCCGUUGUCGGCUACCCACACGAUAUCAAGGGCGAAGGCAUUUACGCGUAUGUGAUACUUAAGGAUGGCUUCGUCGCUGAUACCAAAACAGAAUCUGAACUAAGAGGAAUUGUCAAGCAGAAAAUUGCCGCCUAUGCCCUUCCGGAUGUAAUACAAAUCUGUACAGGUUUACCCAAGACACGAUCGGGCAAGAUUAUGCGACGCAUUUUACGCAAAGUGGCUGCGGAUCAAGCAGAAGAUUUGGGAGAUAUCUCAACAUUGGCCGACCCCUCUGUUGUCGAGGAUCUUAUUGCCCAUCAUCGAACUCUGAUCGCCCAAGGAAAAUAGGAUAAUUGACCAUUCGCGAUCCCAGCUGAAGCACUAACCUUUAAUGUGACCCACUCACCUGACCCAUCCGCUAAUCAUCUUCUGCCGGAAUUCUAUAAAUCACGUGACUGUUGCACUCUUUUUCUCUCUUGCGUCACCUCUUACGGCCUUCUGUUGUUUUUAAAUUUGAAAAAUCAAAACAAAACGGCUUAAUCUUUGAAUGUUAAUUAACAUGUUAAUAGAAACUGCAACUAAUCCGAUCCAUCUAAAAAAAAAGAACAAAACGAUGACAUUGGAUUGCGAUUUCUCUCUUUCUAUUAGUUUUGCAAUAGUUGUAUGUUGACACCAUGAAUCACGUAACGGCAUUCCAAUCCCCCUCAUAAGACGUAGAUAGGGUACAUUGUUUCUUUUGCACACUUAACGCACACCUAACUUAGGAUUAGUAAGAAAAACACACAUUCCGCCCAUGUUUUUGAAUUGCGUGUUAACUCUUUUUUAAACUGAUUACCAUCUGAACGGCUUGGCUACCUUAUUUUUUUUCCACUCCUUUUCGCAUAUCACAUAUGCAUUCUAAUCUAACACGGUGUGCUGUUGUAACAUUAAUUUUUUCCAUGUGUGUGUGUGUGUGUGUCUAGGUUCAUCCAUUAAUAAUAAAAUAACAAAGAUGG
Molecule: messenger RNA, 2808 nt
Organism: Daphnia carinata
Lineage: Eukaryota; Metazoa; Arthropoda; Branchiopoda; Diplostraca; Daphniidae
Product: acetyl-coenzyme A synthetase 2-like, mitochondrial
Exons: 11
Coding region: 203-2161 (652 amino acids)
Cellular component (GO): mitochondrion
Molecular function (GO): AMP binding; acetyl-CoA synthetase activity
Source: RefSeq, a predicted model, not a curated record